This is a messenger RNA of Bicyclus anynana (squinting bush brown), 5726 nucleotides long. RefSeq lists its product as uncharacterized. Lineage: Eukaryota; Metazoa; Arthropoda; Insecta; Lepidoptera; Nymphalidae. The record is from RefSeq and is a predicted model, not a curated record. The transcript has 4 exons. Bases 402 to 1949 code for a protein of 515 amino acids.
UUUUCAUGUCUAAGAAAAUUUUUCGUGCGAUGUGAAUUUUCUUUUAUACCUAUUUAACCAUAUAAAAAAGUCUUUAAAAUAAUCUUUAAUUAUUGAAAUAUAAAGUGAACGUGAAAUUAAGAUAAUAGUAAGUGAUGAAUACAAUAUUUGAGGUUAUAAAAAAUGUAGGUUACUGUGCUUUGUGAAUUGUUUGUAAAUUGUGCCAUGUUUACACUAUCGGCUGUGUUAUUACUUGUGUGAGUAAGCUAUGCUGUAGAAGUGAUUAUAAUCUAACUUUAAUCUAGUAUAUAAAUAGAAAUACCAGAGUAUAAGUCACCAUAUGGACCGGCAUAAAUUAUGAAUUCACUUAUAGAUGUACGAUUUUGUAGGAUUUCUUUUAACUAAGACAAUGUGCUUCAAAAAUGUCGAGAUGUCUACGAAUAUUCGGAGCUUACUCUUACCGUCUGUCACGAAGACAUUCCACCAUCCUUCUUAUAACCUCCUUUAUAUUACUGAUGACGAUAAUCCUCCAGCUGUACGCUUUUCGGCAUCAAGAUUUACCCCAUUUUUCAUCCAGAAUCGGUGAUUUCGAAUAUAGACCUGGCGCAUUUUUAGCAGGACAACACCCCAAUGAAAACACUAGUUACUGCCAUUUCAAUUACGGUCUUCCAGAGACUGUAGUUUGGAAAAACACCCCUGUGUAUCAUUCUCCAGAAGGUAACUUUAAAAGCGCUUACAUGGUGAUAUACAAUGCUGUUCAAGGCACAGCAUUCGCUAAUCAUUCCAAAUACAAUGCGGUAACGUAUGCUACGCAAGCGACACCAGAAUUUAUCUACCAUAUCGUGGAAAUAGCAAGAUUUUGGGAUGGACCAAUCAGUCUCGCAGUGUUUGUACCAGAUUACGAUUUAGAUAUCACCAUGCAAAUAAUGAAACACCUAUGUCGAUGUUAUUCAGCUAUGUCGAAAGUAUCUCUGCAUCUUUUCUUCCCGAAACGGCAUCGGCCGAAAUUAAGGCAGGAGAUCUUAUUAACUUACCCAACAACUAUGGAGACUCCGACUACCACUAAAAAUAUGUCAGCAGAAGAGAUUUUGGCGAAUAAAAUUGAGAGAUAUAGGAAAUUGAACAACAAAACAAGAGCGGAAUACAUACAGUGGGUGAGAAAAACAAAGAUAGAAAGAAUGAUGGCAAAGAUGCCAAAACAGAGGGUAGUACCGAAACUGAUAUUCGAAGAUUGUUCUGGAAUGACAGAUUUCGAUAUACGAACAUUUAGGCAUGAUAAAAAUUUGAUAUAUCCAAUAAACGUGGGCAGAAAUGUAGCUCGGAACGCUUCAAGGACGAACUACUUCAUCGUGUCAGACAUAGAGUUUGUGCCGAGUGACGGAUUAGCGACGAAAUUUCUGACAAUGGUGAGGAAACUUAUGGGCGAUAAGAAACGGGACGAGGGAUGUAUAUUCGCUAAGACGGUCUUUGUAGUGCCGCUGUUCGAAGUUGAGAAGGGGACGGAGAUACCUCGCGACAAAGACACUUUGGUGAGCCUUAUGACGGACAACCGUGCGAAGUACUUCCACCAGAAGGUGUGUGCCCACUGUCAGCGUUUCCCCGGCCUGCAGUCCUGGUUGUUGCGACCGUCACCCAGCGGAGUUGAGCCCAUGUUGAUCGCGCGAAGAGAGUACCCCUACCACAGAUGGGAGCCUCUGUACUUCGGCACCAAGAGCGAGCCGUUGUACAGCGAGAUGCUGUCUUGGGAAGGACGACAGGACAAAAUGACGCAGAUGCUAGAGAUGUGCCUGCAAGAGUACAGGAUGGUUGUGCUGGACGGCGGGUUCCUCUGCCACGCGGCCGCAACCAGGAACGGGUCUCGCCACAACCGGGCGGAGAGGAUGAACCAUCGCCGGUACCAGACCAUAAUAGCUUCGUUUAGACAUAAGUAUCCAAGUAGACCCAAAUGUAAACUGAUGUAUGGUAACUAAUUUACUAAUUUAUUAUAUUUCAUGUGAUAUUAAUUAAUUGUCUAUUAUUUCUGUUGAUACAUUUCUUGCAAGGUAAGUAUCAUUUUAUUGGCAAAAAGCAACAUAAUAUGUUUAUUAUAUUUAAUACUAUUGGAUGCUUCGUCCGCGUGGAAAUCAAUGUAAACUUUCAAACCCUAUUUUACCAGUUUAGGGGUUGAAUUUUAAAAAUGUUUUAAUCACAUUAUGUUUCUUAUCUUUUUUAUGAUAUGUUAACAAAUUUUUGAAACUGUCACUCUAAAAAUGAGGGCCUUUCGAUACAAGCUAAUAACCUCUAUUUCACCCUCCUCUAUUUUUAUUUUAGGAUCAAAAGUAGACUGUAACCGUAGACAUAUACAGGUUGUUCCAUAAUUAAUUUACAAGUCCUAGCUACAUGUAGUCAUAUACAGAGUGUUUCAUGAAUAAUGGGUAAAAGUUAAGUGCUAGCCUAAUUACCUAGAACUAAUCAAAUUAGUUUUAGAUAAUUCGGUGAUGUAAGCACUUAAAUUUUAUCCACUACUGGCUGAUGCUUGCGGUUUCGUCCUAGCAGAAAUUAAUUAAAAAAAAAUCCCCGGGAAUUAUGGAUUUUAUUGUUUAAAAAGCUUGUGUAUAGUUUGCCAAAUUCGUGGAUGACAAUCCCAAGAUAUGCGGGCAACGGGGAGGGAAGGACGGCGCAUGUGUGAAGUCGUGUGCGGGGCAGAGGCUGGAAGUAAGGUGCAUCAGUUGUGGGUUCUGUCAUCGCUACCCGCCUCCCGGUCCCCGCGGACUAUCGGGAGUGUUAAAAUCCACAGUAGCUAGUAAACUACUACCUAAACUACUUUAAGACCUCAGCUAUUAAAGUCAAUUUUUUUUUUAAUUUUGCUUUUUAUCUGUGUCAAAUAAUAGUUGUAUAGAGUAAAUAACUUUUAACACUAAAUUUAAUUUAAUACGAGUACAUUAUAAUACUAUAUUACAAAAUAUUUUUUUGUAAACAAUUAUAUUUUAUUAAAUCCAAAAAAACAUCAUACUGUAUAUUAUAUUGUACGUCACUAUUUUGUUCAACUGCUUCUUCUAACUUCAAGUAAGUAGAAAAAACAUAAUUUUCAAAUUCUAGUUUAAUUUCUAGAACCGUUCAACCAAAUUAGCGAUACAAAAACAAAGUGAUUUAAUUUAUCCAAAACAACCAACUUCAUUUGCAAUUAAUAUUAAAUGUUGGCACACGCCGUGUUGUCAGUGAUAAUAUUGAUGUAAGUUUCAAUUGAAAUAGAUUGUUUAUUUUAUAUUGUACCUUCUAAGCUCGUUUUAUUAAGGCUGUGUUAACACUAUUAUUUUAGUUUUCAACUAGCGGACGCCCGCGACUACAUAUGCGUGAACCUCAGUUUUUCACAAAUCCCGAGGGAACCAUGGAUUUUCAGUUAAAAAGUAGUCUCUAGGUAGCUCAAGAAUUUAUUCUAUCUUCCAAUCAUAUUAAGUCUUAAUAAAAUCCGUUCAGCCGUUCCAAAGAUUAGCCAAGACAAAAAUAGAGACAUAAAAAUUAAAAAAGCUUGUGUUUUGAUAAAUAAAUACAACCACUUGAUAUAAAUUUAAGACAGUUAUUUUGAAAUCACAGACGGACAUUAAAAUUUUAUUUAUAUGUGUUGUUAGUGUAUGUUGACAGAUAAGGCUGUUUUUGCAUGAAAUUGUUUAUAUAUAAAGCCGAAUAAUAGCCAUACAUUUUAAGAAAUUUAAUAUCACGUGUCUCAAACGGUGAAGGAAAACAUCAUGAGGAUACCUGCAUACCAGCAAUGACUAAAGCGAGAUCACACGCCUGCCCCGGGGGCAAUCAACAUUAUAGGUACACCUUUAGGGGCAAUUUGAAAUUUUCUCUUCACACGUGUCAGUCAGAAACUGAACGACGUGUUUGGAAUGAUGCCAGUAACUAAAGACUCGGUAUUGUUUGGCUCUUACAUCAGUUCAAACACAAUAAAAAGGAAAACUAAAUUGUACUGGGUAAAGAAGUUGUUACAAAAACAUAAAGAAAGAAAGAAAAGUAAGAAAUAUCUUUAUUUUUAGGUAGUGCCACAUAUUACGAUAUUAAAUUCUAAAUAUAUAGCUUAUAGUUAGAGCAAUAAAAGAUGAUUCCUCAGUGCCUGAAGACAAAAGUCUUCGAACAGUGCGCGUUGCCAGUGAUGACCUAUGAUUCCGAGACUUGGUCGCUAACUAUGGGCCUCAUAAGAAGGCUCAGAGUCACACAGCGGGCGAUGGAAAGAGCUAUGUUAGGAGUGUCUCUGCGUGAUCGAAUUAAAAAUGAGGAGAUCCGCAGAAGAACGAAAGUCACCGACAUAGCUCAACGAGUUGCGAAGCUAAAGUGGCAAUGGGCGGGGCACAUAGUUCGAAGAGCCGAUGGACGUUGGGGUCCCAAAGUGCUGGAAUGGCGACUCCGCACUAGUAAGCGGAGUGUUGGCCGACCCCCCACCAGGUGGACUGACGACAUCAAGCGAGUCGCAGGGAUUCGCUGGAUGCAGGUGGCUCAGUAUCGUGGUGUUUGGAAGUCCCUACAAAAGGCCCAUGUCCUGCAGUGGACGUCCAUCGGCUGAUAUGAUGAAUAAAAGAUGAACGCCCUGAAAUGUGUGGCAUAACCUAGAAAAAGGCCCCAACUCAGCAUUUUGCCACAUAAUACCCAAAAACAAAAUGCAGCACUGAUUUUCAGUUAGGACAUAACGAAUCGAUCGUUGAAGUAAUUGGUUAAAUACUUACCUUUACAAAAGCAAAACUAUGCCAAAGAGAUAAUCAAAAUUUUUCAAAACAUUUUCUUCCUAUAUUAACAUUCAUUGCACCAAUUAAUGCACCAAAAAAAAACAUGAUUUUUCUAUUAUUGAAAAAAAAAUAAUUUGUGUUAAUAUAUUUUUUUAUAAUAAACUUUAAACUUUGUAAUAAGUUUUUUCUCAUUAUUUAAUUAGGAUUAAAAUUAGGAGAUUCGAAAUGUGUACUAUUUAAUGAGAUGAUUGUUUCUUUUCAUUAGCCAGUAAGUACGUAUUUGAUUAUAUUUUAUAGUUUGUAUUUUUAUCAUUAGUAGAACAUAAUAAUGUAUAAUAGUCAUGAAAAUCAUUAUUCUAUUGUAGAUAAUAUGCACAAGCGAUAUUUUAACGUAAAAUUUUAGUUGUUUAAUAAACUUUUAAAUUGUUGAGAUUCAUCCAGCCAUAUUAAACGCUCUAGGGUAACAUUUAGUUACAUAAAAUUAAUAUAUGUAAUACUUAAUGAAAACUAUAAUGUUGUAAUAAUAAAGGAGAUGGUCCAAAAUUGUAUGGAGCCCAGGAUCAUUGUACCCUAGCGGAAAUAAAAGAAGAUAUUUUUUUUAACUAGUUUUGGUUAUACAAAUCUACGAAUUUAUUUUAAUUAUUUCGAAAUAAUGUUCAUUGUCUCCCAAGAAAUGCAACAUUAUUAGGGGUCAUAAUGGCGGAUUGAUGACAUUUUCAAUGCAGUAAUCGAUUUGACGUUUGCUGUCAAUUGUAAUGUCAUAGUUGCUCUAUGGGCGCCAUGUUGAUAUAAGUCAAAAACUUGGGUUUUUAUUUUAAAUUUUAAUGAUACGGGGACAAGAGUGGACCUGAAAUGGACCAUCUUCUUUAAAAAAAAAUAUAGAUUUACGUCGACUAUGUAGUGAUCAUAGUAAGUAUUAUGAAAUAUAUUUUUCUUUACUUGUAUAAAUUUUAUCUAUUUGUGUAUUAUAAUAUUCAUACUAUCUUAUGAACAGCACUAAGUACGUCCUACUUGAAAAUAAUAAACUUUAUGUAAUGAAAAUAAAAA